GCCCAGUACAGUCGCGGCUCCGCCUCACCAGCAGGGCGGGACGGUACCUGACGUAUGUCUGCGGAGCACCAAUGAGCCGCAGCCAAGCCUGCCGCCAGUGCCCUCGUGCCCGGAAGGGGUGGGGUGGCAGCUGCCCGGCCGGUGUGCGGCGUUUGCUAAGCGGCGGCCUCAGCUCCAGUUCGGCUCCUGCGGACGCAGUGCGGCCUCGGGGCCGCCGUCGCUGCUGAAAAUAUGUCGCCCGCUAUCGCGGCCAAAGAGGGCGGCCGGCAGCGUCGGGCCGGGAGCCACCAUCACCACCACUGCCUGGACGUGGCGAGUGAGGCGCCCCCCGCCCUGGCGCUCUGCGGGGAUGGGUUGCUGGGCGGUGAGGCAGAGGUGCUGCUGCCGCCGGAGCCGGACCGGAGGGUGCGGGGAUACCGGGCGGAGCUUGGCAGCAUCCUGCUGCUGCUGGUGCUGUAUGUGCUUCAGGGCAUCCCGCUGGGACUGGCAGGUAGCGUCCCUCUCAUCCUGCAGAGCAAGAGUGCCAGCUACACGGACCAGGCCUUCUUCAGUUUCGUGUUCUGGCCCUUCAGCCUCAAGCUGCUCUGGGCCCCCUUGGUGGACGCCGUCUAUUUGCGAGGCUUUGGCCGCCGCAAGUCCUGGCUGGUGCCCACGCAGUAUGUGCUGGGGCUCUUCAUGAUCUACAUGUCCACCCAGGUGGAUGUGCUGCUGGGCGACGGGGAGGGCCGGGGCCCCGACGUGGUUGCCCUUACUGUGGCUUUCUUCCUCUUCGAGUUCCUGGCGGCAACGCAAGACAUUGCGGUGGACGGCUGGGCCCUCACCAUGUUGUCCAGGGAAAACGUGGGCUACGCCUCCACCUGCAACUCAGUAGGCCAGACGGCUGGCUACUUCCUGGGCAACGUUCUCUUCCUGGCCCUUGAGUCGUCCUCCUUCUGCAACAAGUACCUGCGGUUCCAGCCCCAGCCUCGAGGGAUUGUUACUCUCUCAGAUUUCCUGUUUUUCUGGGGAGCUGUCUUUUUAAUUACCACGACACUGGUGGCUCUUUUGAAAAAGGAAAACAAGGAACUAAUACCAACAAAAGAAGAAACAAAAGGCAUUACUGAUACGUACAGGCUGCUAUUCUCAAUAAUCAAGAUGCCAGCAGUUCUAACUUUCUGUCUCUUGAUUCUCACAGCAAAAGUUGGAUUUUCAGCAGCAGAUGCUGUAACAGGACUCAAAUUGGUGGAAGAGGGAGUCCCGAAAGAGCACUUAGCUCUGCUAGCAGUUCCAAUGGUUCCAUUGCAGAUAAUAUUGCCUCUGAUUAUCAGCAAAUACACAGCAGGCCCCCAGCCACUGAACACAUUUUACAAAGCUAUGCCUUUCAGAUUACUUCUUGGUCUGGAAUUUGCUUUUUUGGUAUGGUGGACUCCUAAAGUAAAGCAUGAAGGAGGAUUUCCUAUUUACUACUAUGUUGUAGUAUUGUUGAGUUAUGCUUUACAUCAGAUUACUCUGUAUAGCAUGUAUGUUGCAAUAAUGGCUUUCAAUGCCAAAGUCAGCGAUCCACUGAUUGGAGGAACCUACAUGACACUCCUAAAUACUGUGUCAAAUCUUGGGGGGAACUGGCCUUCCACUGUUGCGCUCUGGCUUGUGGACCCGCUUACGGUGAAAGAGUGUGCAGGGGCCCAGGAACACACCUGUGGAACUACAGUUGCUGCAGAACUCUGCACAAAAGCCGGUGGUUCCUGUGUUACUACCUUGGAUGGUUACUAUGUGGAAUCCAUCAUCUGUGUCAUUCUGGGAUUUGGCUGGUGGUUUCUACUGGGCCCAAAAUUCAGAAAGCUGCAGGAUGAAGGACAGUCUUCAUGGAAGUGCAAGAGGAGCAAUUGAUGCAGUUUAAAUAUUGGAUGGACUAGCAAGGUCUUUUUAGUUUUAUUACAAAGACAUAUCCCAUAAUCAAUAAACAGGAAUAUAGGUAUUUUUAAAUGGCCCAUCACUGACAAAAGGGGUGGCUGAAGCGGUGGUAUGGUUACAUGUGAUACCGCUUGCCCUCCUAAUACGAAAAUGUAAGUUCAGAAAGUAAUUGUUAAAAAAAUGACACUUGCAUCCUACAUCCAUAUCCCUGAGCUCUAGCUUCAGUCAUAGCUGCUGGUCUAACGCCUGAAUUUUCAUAGGGUACCUAUGGAAAAGCUAAUUGUGCCAUGUCUGUCUGAACAGCAGCUUUGUCAGUUAAGUUAUGACUCUUCAAACAGCAAUGAUCUGACACAGGGCAUUGACCUGGGGAAGGACAUCAAGGGCAGUUUGACAUGUAGGUUAAGCGUUGUUGUACUACAGAAUUCCUUGCGGGAAGAUAAAAGUGAAAUGUCUGUGGGCUUUGUUUCUUCUCCCUUUCUGAACUGUAACCACACCUCAAAGGAUGAAAUCUUUCAGAGAUUCUUUUAAAUGUAUUUUCUGGCUUUUAUAAGCUUUAAAGAUUUAUAAGAAAAUAUUUUUAUAAACAAAUUACAUUUGUUUAAUUUAUUUCUGCUGUUUCAAAGCAUUUUGAUUUGCAUUCAGGUACUUUCUUGGAAAAAAAAAUGCUGUAAGGUAGGACUUGAAUAACGCACAAUAUUCUAAGCCUUGAGUUCUGAAGGUAUAGCCUGGAUAGCGUAGCAGGUAGCACACAAAAAAGCCCUUGGAAGGCAGCUGUUAUUAUGAGGGAAUGAAUCCAUAGUGUUGGUUCCUCUAUGUGACUAAAAUUCAAACAUUCAAUUUCAAAAUCAGUGGGAAAAAAUGGGACCCUUCCCAGCUAGUGGAAAGGAAAGGUGAUCAGUGCCUUUGAAAGUGAUUUGGUGACGACAAACCUGAAACACUCCCAGUGAGUUCGUGUAUGACUUGGUGUCACAUAAAUCAGAUGAGAUAAACCCUGCUACAGAAAUUUAUUACUGAUGCUGUGUGGUGGAAACAUUCCCAUUGCAUUUAUCAAAAGUUACUUCCCUCCUGAGUGCCUUAGUGAUGUACAGCAAGCACACUGUAUGCCUGGAGAGAGGGCACUUGGACACUGUUCCAUGCAUAUAGCACAUCAUUAUUAAAGAAGAAAACUAUUAAAAAUCCCUUUGAAAGGUACCUGA
Molecule: messenger RNA, 3086 nt
Organism: Neopsephotus bourkii (Bourke's parrot)
Lineage: Eukaryota; Metazoa; Chordata; Aves; Psittaciformes; Psittacidae
Gene: SLC33A1
Product: solute carrier family 33 member 1
Exons: 6
Coding region: 232-1866 (544 amino acids)
Cellular component (GO): membrane
Molecular function (GO): acetyl-CoA transmembrane transporter activity
Source: RefSeq, a predicted model, not a curated record